AAGCAGAUCUUGAGAUCAUGCCACGCACUAUUUCUAUCUACUGGCUUUUGGUCGGAUUUCUCAUACAUUACAUGAUGGCCAGCAUCCGAUGGAAGCUACCGACAGUUGAAACCAUCAUACCAUGGCGAAAUUGCGCAUAUGAAGCUUGUUGUUGAGUUCGUACGAGCUCUAGGCCGACCGUCAACAAAGGAAUAUAGGCAGCUCGGCGAACAAGCGCGUUAUUCGCCGGUCCCACUUGGCAUAUACUUGAUCGCGCGAGGCGAAAACCUUGCAGCCUUAUCCGGACGAACGUUGGAUGUGUGCGGCCCGUUUCCGAUGCUACUGUCGGAUUCGACGUGCAUACAUGGGCGUUUCCAGAAAAAUUCUCCGCAGAGGCAUGCUACGUGCCAAGGCUUCUGCCCAGUAGCUCACUUCCGCGCUCCAGCAAAUCGCGGAAACCUUGUGGACAAAGAAAGUACUUGCAAAUUGCAAGUGUCCGAACACAAGCCCACAGACACCUCACUACUAAUGCUCACGCUGCAGCGAAACGCUCCUAAUGCCCCUCCCCAAAUACCCCUUAGCCGUAAUAUUGGAACACCACCUCGAUGUUCACACACGGAUAGUCUUACCUAGCCUCAAUGCACCGCAUCGCGAGAUGCCAACACCCGCGCUAUCGAUCGCGCCUAUCUCAUUUCUGGCUUGCUGUCCAAAUGGCAUGACAGUGAGGACUGCAUUGCACCCAUCAUCUGCAGGUAUUGGUGGCGUGAGCCUGACUAAAGCAAA
Molecule: messenger RNA, 762 nt
Organism: Paraphaeosphaeria sporulosa
Lineage: Eukaryota; Fungi; Ascomycota; Dothideomycetes; Pleosporales; Didymosphaeriaceae
Exons: 2
Coding region: 139-612 (157 amino acids)
Source: RefSeq, a predicted model, not a curated record